Molecule: messenger RNA, 1927 nt
Organism: Ostrinia furnacalis (Asian corn borer)
Lineage: Eukaryota; Metazoa; Arthropoda; Insecta; Lepidoptera; Crambidae
Gene: Arp6
Product: Actin-related protein 6
Exons: 2
Coding region: 208-1392 (394 amino acids)
Source: RefSeq, a predicted model, not a curated record
UGUGUCGAUUCGAUCGAUGCUGUUGUUGGUAGACCGAAAAAAUAUUUAAAUUGAAAAGAAACCAAAAAACGGCAAUAAACACCAACUUACUUAAAGAAAAACUGAAGUUAACUGUUCCUUAGCUGUAGUGAGUACAGUUUUAUUGUCUGAAUGUGCCUUUUAUCAGUGUAAUUACCCGAUAGCCGGUACCGAUAGUAAACCUGCAAUAUGACCGAGACUUCGUGCUAUAUCCUGGACAACGGAGCCUACACGGCCAAGGUGGGCUUCUCCUCUAUGGAGCCGAAGAUCGUGCCGAACUGUAUCAUGAAAGCGAAGUCGGAAAGACGUCGGCCUUUUGUCGGAUCUCAGAUAGACGAUUGCAGAGAUGCAUCUGGUCUUUUCUACAUCCUCCCGUUCCAAAAGGGUUUUCUAAUCAACUGGGACACACAGAAAACGGUUUGGGACUACAUUUUCAGCAAAGAGUGUUGUCCAGUCAACUUUAACGACACCCCGUUGAUUAUAACCGAGCCUCUUUUCAAUUUUGCGUCGAUACAGGAGGCCAUGACUGAGAUUUUCUUCGAAGAGUACGAGUGUCAGUCGUUAUUGAGGAUUAAUGCAACUGAUCUAGCGGAGUAUUGUUACCGGAAGACGCAUAAUAACCAGUGCACCGUUGUUGUUGAUACAGGAUAUAGCUUUACGAAUAUAGUUCCGUAUAUAAACGGCAAGAAGUACCGGGAAGGCAUAAGGAGGAUAGACGUGGGCGGCAAAGUGCUGACGAAUCAUUUGAAGGAGAUAUUGUCGUACAGGCAGCUCAAUGUCAUGGAUGAGACGUAUGUUAUCAAUCAAGUCAAAGAAGACUCAUGUUAUGUGUCACAGGACUUUAAAGGCGAUAUGGAGAUAGCUAGAAAGAAAGGUAAUGAAAACAGCAUAAUAAAGGACUAUGUUCUUCCCGACUACACAACUAUACGACGGGGAUUCCUUCGUGACGUUGUCAAACCAGACGAAGACUUGGAGCAGCAGACUUUACGUUUGAACAACGAACGAUUCACGAUACCAGAAUUAUUAUUCCACCCUUCAGAUGUUGGAAUCCCACAGAUGGGCAUUCCAGAAGCUAUAAUGAAUUCUAUUGAGGCGUGCCCAGAAGAGAACAUGGAAAAUUUGCUGGGAAACAUAGUUUUAUACGGUGGAAACGCCUUGUUUCCAGGUUUCCGUGACCGUGUUUACAAUGAAGUUCGAUCUCUAGCACUAGACCACUUCGAUGUCAAUGUACAUUUAGCAGAAAAUCCUGUUACGUAUGUAUGGGAAGGCGGAAAGACUAUAUUUAGAGAUCCAGACUUCUAUUCGUUCUGUAUGACGAAAGAGGAGUAUGAGGAAGAAGGGAAGGCUCUAGCGUUUGAACGGUUUGACAUAUAACGGAGAAAACGAGCGAGACUGUCUUCUGACUAAGGCUCCUCGUUCGUUAAACGAUGAAAUGUUAAAUUAAUUAAAUACUAAAAGCUGUUCCUAGAUGAAAUGUUUAAGUGCUGGCGAAUUCUGAUUCAUAAAGUGAAUUUCUGAUAGUUUUCAUUCCGGGAUUGUUUUACGGAGCGAAAUAACUACCUACAAAAAACGCCGAUGCGAAGCGAUUUCGGAAUGAAAUCUGUCACGUUUGUAAUUUUGUCUACAAUCCGAUCGAGCAAACUACGCACCUCGCUGGAAUGCGACUCUCCGCACACCUUCCCGCUGUUGCCCGGUCCGUACCACAGCGUCGAUGUGACGUCACGGCUGUCAGGUGCGCAGUUAAUUAACUCGCCCGGGUUGUAAGGAGGAUGCCCUAUCCAGUGUGGUGCAAUUGAACAUCCUUGCAAUACCCCCCGGCGCUUAUGAAUAUUCUUAACUAGACGUGGACGCUGUUUUGUGGUGGUCCCGGAAUCAAAGCUUGAGUAGAUAUAAAAAAAUUGUAACUAGU